AUGCUUUUCCUCUUUUUUUUUUUUUGGGGGGGGUUCUCUCUGGUGACCUAAUAAUUUUUCCCCCUUGCCGUCUGUGACUCUGCUUGACGUUUCUUCUCCGGCAUCCCUCUGUUUGCGGGGUUGCUCCGGAGCGCGUGUCCGUCGGGGUUGUGAGAUAGUGAACAUCUACAUUUGCCAAAAUCAUUUCACCGCCCGGAAAAUGUCCGAGAAGCGCCCUGGAGGCGGCGGGGUUGGGGCGGAGGCGGAGACGCGGUGGUUUCCGCAGCAAACAAAAGACGGUCGUUCCGCGCCGUCGGCGCCAGAUCAACCUGUCUACUACCUCCUCCUUCCUCCGCCUCCUCCUGUCCUCUACCGGAGACCCGCUACCCGGUGUUCGAUCUUGUUUAGUUCCCUGACCCUAUUUUUUAUCCUCUGCCUCCUCUCGGUCACCGUUUUCGUCCUCUGGCCCUCCGAUCCGAGGCUCGAUGUCGUCCGCCUCGAGCUGGACCACGUCCGGGUCUCCACCAAGAAUCCCGCUCCCCCGUCCCUCUCCGGCAUGCCUUCCGUCUACCUUGACAUCUUAAUGAACGUCACAAUUAGGGUUUCAAAUCCGGAUUUCUUCGGCGUCAAUUACCGGUCGGUCGCCGUCUCGAUUGGAUAUCGAGGGAAGGACCUGGGGUUCGUGACGUCCGAGGGCGGGGGCAUCCGAGCCAGGGGAGUCUCGUAUAUUGACGCUGCGCUGGAUCUCGAUGGGAUCCAAGUGCUCCAUGACGCGAUAUAUCUGCUCGAAGACCUGGCGCGAGGAUCGAUCCCCUUCGAGUCCUUGACGAACCUCGAAGGAGAACUCAAUCUCUCCUUCUUUCAGGUUCCGCUCAGGGCACGAAUUUCUUGCGAGAUGUAUGUGGACACAAGCACCCAAAAUAUCAGCCAUCAAAACUGCUAUCCGGUGGUUAGUUAGGUGCAAUUACGGUCUUCUUGGUAAACAGGUGAUUCAGAAUUUUGUGUUCUUACUUCUUAUGAUGAAAGAACUGAUUCCUUUUUGUUCCAGUGAUGGAGGAGCAAAGAUUUGGUCUGCUGGGCAUACACUCUCGUAAUGUUUACCUACUUUUGAUAAACUGGAAUGAGUAUGUGGUAAAUGGUAUUUGAAAUAUAAAGCCGAAGUUAAUUCAGCAAGAGGAUUCUCCUGUUGCUUUGUUAUGUAGGUGGUACCUGUAUAUCCCAACUUGUUUCUUCAAAGACCAGCAAAUAAGUUUCCUGGUAGUACAGUAUUUUUAGUGAUGCUUUUUUCAUGAAAUUAAACAAGCACUAAAAGCUUGUUCUGUCCAUAUGUUUGAUGUAAGCUUACCUUAAGAUUUCGGGAGAUAUCGAGUUCUGUGGAUAGUUCCAGGCAAGUAAGAGUGGAUCGUCUCCUAUGCACAAAUUUCAGAAGAAUGGUGGCGUUCAGCUUGUGGGGUUGAUGAUAACAUUGCUGGGUAUUAAUUAUGUUAUAAACCCCAAAGAUGCCUUUUUUUUUGUUUCUGCUGUUGGAAACCCUUACAAAUAUUGAAACUGUGUUUGGUCAA
Molecule: messenger RNA, 1541 nt
Organism: Nymphaea colorata (pocket water lily)
Lineage: Eukaryota; Viridiplantae; Streptophyta; Magnoliopsida; Nymphaeales; Nymphaeaceae
Exons: 2
Coding region: 200-937 (245 amino acids)
Cellular component (GO): plasma membrane
Source: RefSeq, a predicted model, not a curated record